Stylophora pistillata is the source of this 6726-nucleotide messenger RNA. RefSeq names its product collagen alpha-3(VI) chain. NCBI's taxonomy places the organism in Eukaryota, Metazoa, Cnidaria, Anthozoa, Scleractinia, Pocilloporidae. The record is from RefSeq and is a predicted model, not a curated record.
AUGACUACAAGUGGAUUAGCAGCGAGGAUAAAUUUCCACCAUAAAACCAGACAUAGCAGGGAACUGGCGUCAAGCGAUGAAAUCAGAAAAUUUCCUUCGAACAAAAAACAAGUUCUUAAAGAAGCAAGGUUUAGACGCAUAAUUUCACAAAACGCAGAGGAACGCUCCUUGACACGGCUCACAGACGACUUAGAGAAACUAACCCAACUAUUAAAAUCAAGGGAAGGAGAGGCUCAACGCGUUAUUGCUGAUGAUGACAGUGAGAAAAGAGGCAACACUGCAGAUGGUAAUAUCCUUGCUUUUGACCUCGCAUUUGUGGUGGAUGGGUCAAAGGAUAUAGAUGAUCAAGGAACUGGAAACUUUAAGAAAUGCCUUCAGUUUACGAAGGAAAUUCUCCGUUCAUUUCCAAUUUCAAAAAAAGGUGUACAUACAGGAAUAAUAACGUAUGGCAGAAAAGCGCUCGUGGAUACUAAUCUAGACACAUCUCUGGAUCAAACGGCUAUAGAAAGCGUUAUUGAUGCAAUUCCAUAUGCUGGUGAUGAUUCAUAUAUUGGUAAUGCACUUGAUACAGCCAUGGAAAAACUCUUCCCACACAGUGGCCGCGAAAAAGUGGCACAUAUCCUAGUGUUAGUUAUAGGAAGCACCUCGCAGGAUGAAGUACAGUCAUCUGCUCAAGAAUUGAAGGCCUCUGGUAUACGGAUCUUUUGCAUUGGCGUCGGAGAAAGGUUUGACCAAUCACAACUGGACUUAAUUGCUAGUUCACCCUCUGGUACUUAUGUGAUAACAACUGAAUUUGAAACCCUGCGAAAUGUGGUGCCGAUUCUUUCAUCGCGAAUAUUGGCAGGUAAGAUAUCGUUAGCCUCAAGAGAUGUGAAAGUUAGAAUCUCAACACCUACCAGGAGCCUUUUGACAGAUGGAGGAAUUGUCGAGGCCAAGAUCGACUUAGGCUUUUUAAUUGAUGGCUCAAACACUGUUGGGGAAAAAAACUUCCGAACCUCACUUGACUUCAUAAAAGCCAUUGUAGAGUCGUUUUGGACUCAAUUUGGCAGCCUCCAUCUUGGACUUGUGGUGUUUGGAGCGGAUGCGAGUGUUAUUUUCGAUUUUCAUAACGGUUAUAAGGCCAUAACAGAAAUAAACAAUGCAAUUAGUAAUGCAACAUUUCCAGGUGGAGGAAAAGUCAUGGCUGGAAAUGCUCUAAAAUGGACAGAAACACAUCUGUUUGGCAGCAAAAACCAGGAUUCCUAUAAAAGGAUUCUCGUAGUGAUAAUUGGAAGCAGCUCUGGGGACGACGUAUUCCUUGGUUCAGAAAUGCUUAAAGCAAACUUAGUGACUAUAUUUUGUAUUGGGGUAGGGAGCAAUUUUGAGAAGACACAAAUAGAUGGGAUAGCGUCGGCACCAAGCUCUGACAACGUUUUCACAGUUUCUACGUACCUAGGUCUUGCAUCUCUAAAACAAACGCUUAUUCACAAAAUCGAACAAGCGCGCACAACAUACAUCCCACCAAAAGAUCCCACUGGGAGAUUUCAGCGUUAUAUACCUGGACAGACAGGAGCAUUACCAGUAGCAGUUUUAACUCAAGGAAGAGUGCAGCCAGUAGUAAUAAGCGGGAUUCCACCAACAGCAGGAGUGCCACAAGCAGCAGCACCACCAGGAACAGUACUACCAGCUGGGGGAAAACCAGCAGCACUUUUCCCAGUCAGUGGUCCAGAAGCAGGAUCAUCCCCAGGAAGAAUACCACCAGUCGGACCAUCGUCAAUUUUACCUACAGCUCCAGUAGCCUGGCCAGGAGGACAAGUACCGGGUAGUGCGGCUCAAAGUAAAAGGCCGCUGUACCCGGCGAUUCCAGGCAAUGUUCUUCGAGCAGUUCCUCCUCUCGUACCUGUGGAAGAUGCGAAAUAUGACACCUUUGUUAAUAUCGUUUCAGAUGAAAAAUUGGACCUUGUGUUCUUGCUUGAUGGAUCAACGUCUAUUACAAAUACCGAAUUUCAGGAUGCUAAGCUGUUCAUCAAAAAACUCUACAGCAACUUUCCCAUCGGGGAAUAUUCGACUCAUGUUGGCCUUGUUGUCUUUGGUGAAGGAUCGCAAACAAUUUUCGACUUAAUCGAAUACACCGACAAAGAAACCCUUAAUGUGAAGCUAAAUUUAAUUUCGAAAUCUAACUCUUCUGGAAACUUUCUGGGAAGAGGACUGAAAACUGUUAAGAAAAGCAUUUAUGACGUUAGUGCAAGACCGGGAGGACAUCAAGUACUUGUUGUCAUCGCGGCGGGAACCUCACAGGAUGAUGUGAAUGCACCCUCACGUGACUUGAGAGACGAGGGUGUCAGGAUUUUCUGCGUAGGAGUGGGUAACAAAGUGGAUGUUAAUCAACUUCAAUAUGUUGUAACUGCACCUGAAAGAGAACAUCUAGCCACAGCGAGUUCAGAUAAUCUGGAUACACUGCUGGGUCCUGUGGUACAGAAUAUCCGAAGAGAUAUCACAGAAACAGUGGUUCCUCUAAAACUCACUGAUGUAAAAAUGGAUCUAGUUUUCCUUUUGGACGUCAAUUCCAACAACUUUAGGCGUGAUCAAUUUAGUAACGUUUUGAACUCGAUAAAAUCAACUUAUGCACCGUUUGUAAUUGGUAACGAAAAGACUCGGAUUGGCGUUCUGGCAUACGACGAGCACAUUCACACAAUGAUCCCCAUGGGUCAGUAUCCUUCACAACAGUCACUCGACAUUGCAAUAGAUGAAAUUUUAACGUCCCCAUCAUCGGGAGAAAGUCUCCUCGGACAGGGUCUCGUUGCUGUAAAAAGUCAGCUGUUUUAUGGCAAACCUCGUCCGGAAGUUCCCAAAAUACUUGUGGUAAUUUCGGGAGGAAAGUCCAAAGAUAACGUAAUGGGGCCAUCAAAAGUGCUGAAAGAACUUAAUGUAACGAUAUUUUGUAUCGGAGUUGGGCAGAAUGUUGACAGAAGCGAACUUGAAGCCAUAGCAACUUUACCAACAGUGAGUCACGUGGUAAUGGCAACUAUAUCAUACCGAGAAACUGCUGGGGGGAACCUAGCGUCGAGGAUCAAAAAAGUUAUUCAGGUUGAUCUGGGCUUCCUUGUUGACGGAUCAUCAAAUAUAAUGGAAACUGAAUUCUUACAAUGCAUGGACAUAGUGAAGUAUAUCUACAAUGCUUUUUCCGUUUCAAAAGAAAACGUUCAUGUUGGUCUUGGUGUAAUUUCCAGUAAUCCAGAGAUAAUAUUCGGCUUUGACAAAUAUUUUGAUAAGACGAGCCUCGACUCCGCCAUAGACACUAUCAAGUAUUCGGGAGCUCAGCAAGUGGCGAACAUUGGACUAAGUCUCAUUGCGGCCAGGGAUACGUUUUACAGUAAGAGUACCAGGAAAGGAGUUAGACGAGUUCUCGUUUUAAUGGUUAAAAGCAAAUCCAAUGACGAAAUCUCCGACCCAGCACGAAAGCUGAGGGACGAUGGAGUAGAGAUAUACGGCUUUGGCAUUGGAGACAGAGUAGAAGUACAAGAAAUUGCUGAAAUAGCGACAAUGCCAACGAAUAAACACGUAGUAAUGAACGGUACUGCUUUGUUAGUUGGGACGCAGAAUCUAAUUGAGAAGCUGGGGAUUGCGAAAGUGGAAUCAACGCAAAGGCAAGCUCCCAAACAGCGGAUGACCCCUCAUGGGAUAGGAAAUGCUAUUGAUCUGGUUAUCCUGAUUGAUGGAAGUAGCAACACUAAACCUGAUGAUUUCAACCAAAUAAAAGAAGUUACUAAAUCUAUCUAUUACAACUUCGGUGUAUCACCUAAUGGAACUCAUGUUGCAGUGGCCGUAUAUUCUAAAGUGACUCAGAUCAUCUUCAAUUUGAAUAAGCAUUACGAUCACCAAGGUAUGGACAACGAUAUAAACGCCGCCCCUUACCACUCUGGAGUUAGUUUGAUGGGAAGUGCUCUACGAGACGUAAAAACGCAUAUCUUUGACAUGCAUUCUCGACAAAAGAUUCCUAAAAUUUUGAUCUCCGUAUUGACCGGAACGCCUGGAGACGAAAUCGAAGGAUACAUCAAGGAACUGAAAAUGUCUUGCGUCUUAAUGUUUGCCUUGGGGCUCACUUCCAAUUACAGUCCCCAGAUUUUGGACCUUGCAUCCAAUGAACCUCAUUCUGAAUAUGUGCUGAUCAGCGAAACUUUUCCAGAAGUUAAUUCAGUGGCACAGAAAAUGGCUAACAAAAUAAACAAGGUUGCCUCAAUACAAACGUCUCGCACUGAACUUUGUGUGCAGCCGGAAGAUACAAAACUGGACAUCGUGCUCCUAAUUGGCAACUGUGGAAGUAAUUCCAAGCAGUAUUUUCAACGACAGUUGAAUUUCGCGAGAAAUGUGAUCCACUCUUUGACACUGAAUCCUCAAAAUGUACGUUUUGCCAUCAUAUCAGUUUCUAGUGGAGCUGAAAUAGUUCAAGUUUUGAAGAAACAACCGGAUAACCUCAUUGCAGUGUCUUCUGCUUCCCUCCCGUCUGGUGGACUCUGUACUUUUGGGCAAGGCAUAGACAAAGCGCAUGAAUUGUUAAAGAACAAUAGAAUUAGUGGUAUUCUUCAAGUAAUGAUCUCUUUAUUGGAUGGUAAAUCUGAUGAUGAUGUUUCAAAGCCUGCAAGCGAGCUGAGCAAAGCAGGUGUCCUGUUGUAUGCAGUUGGGUCCAAGGAAAAAGUCGGCGAAUAUGUUGCAUCCAACAUCACCAGUGACCCCACUUCAGAAUUUUUUAUACCAGAUCUAGGCAUUCUUGCUAUUGAUACCAUGAAGCAGGCGGUUGUGGACAAAAUAGAAAAAGAUAUUGAAAUUGGAAAAAGACUUGUUUGCCCUGCUAGAGAAUGUAAUAAUAAUGCGACGAAGCCGUCAUCAGAAUUACGGCCACAACCUCAAUCACAAAACACAACAAAAUCUCGCCAGCCACUUGCAGCUAAGAUGGGUCCAGUUGAUCUGGUUUUCUUAGUUGAAGGCAGCGAUAUAGUCAAUGAGACUUUAUUCAAGGUAAUGCUUGACAUUGUGAAGGACGUCUAUAUUCGCUUUCCAGUCUCCUUGAAUGAAACACACGUGGCCGUAGUCGUUUACGGCUCGAACACCCAAAUCGUCUUCAAUCUCAAAGACUACUUCAAUGCCAGCGCAAUGAACAAAGUUUUAGUGUCAGUUCCAAAUCCCCAUGGGGCUGCUUUAGCGGGGAAAGCUCUGACAGCGGUAAAAAAUAGAGUUUUUGAUACGGCUGGAAGAACGAAUGAAUCGGGUGUAUCACGUGUUCUCCUACACAUCACGUGUGGUAAGUCAGCUGAUGACGUAGUUGGGCCAGCUAAAGUUCUCAAAGAAGCUAAGGUCAAGAUAGUUGCAGCCGGCGCAUGUCCUGAGGCCAAUAAGAUGGAGCUUUGUAACAUUGGAAGUCCCCCAGUAUGUAAUAACUCCGUGCUUAUCAAUACACUCAAGCCACCAAAUAUUCCUGGGCAUGAGCUGGCCAAUAAACUGAAACAAGAUAUUCCUGUUCAAAAUGCCACGGAAAAAGAGCCAGGUCAAAAUGUUUCUGAACCUUCAACGGGUGCUAUCCUGCCAAACAUGUUUUGGAAUAAUGGACCAAGUGGAGCCGUUGUUCCAUUGGUUCCUUCCCUCGUGCCAGUUCACUCUCAAGCUCUUAGUCCAGCGCCAAACAUUUGGAACUACGAAUUACAAAUACAACGGAAUCCUGUGCCCCCAGAUCCAUACACUCUUCCUGGCAGUUCCUUUCAAUACAGUACGGAGUGUAUAGAUUAUGACCCAGCCUGUUCUGGAUAUACCGUCAACGGCUAUUGUGACGGAAGUGCGACUGGAUUUAGCGAUGACUACUUAAUGAAGAUGUGUAAAAAGAGUUGCAACUUAUGCGAGACGAACCAAGACUACACAUCUGGAGGCAUAUGGAUUAAGAGGGAUGAAAUUACAAAACGACGUGAUAUUGAAAAGAAAAAGACCACAAUUUCAGAAAAUUCAUCAGAAAGAACAAAAAGAGGAAGAGGGAGGAAGAUUAAGAAGCAGGAAAAUGUCAAACCAGUGGCGUGAUGUUCUAAUAUACUAAGCUCUUUCCUCGUACCGGAUACAGCUUUAGUCAAACCUGAAAAAUAACGACAUUUUGAACAAAAGAUUUAAACUCCCUAAAAUAUAUAGAAAAUGGAAUACACAGGCUUUACUAAAAUAGCCUUUGGUUACAGAAAAAAUACCCUUCCUCUGCGACCUUGUCAAUUACUGAACCAAUUUGAAGAUUGUUUUUCCGAUGUUGAAUUGAUCUAUGCUGAUACGUUUGGUUAAAAUGUAUAAUUCCCCUUGUAGUAUCAGCGUUCUCUUACAUUUUGUUACUUAAUGAGAAUAUCAGCCAAAUUUGACUGUGUGGUGCGAUCAUACCAGCGAGAGUGUCCUGAUAUUUGUUGCUGUGAUACUAUAUCACGUUUCAAAAAAUUUAUUAAAGUCAGCAUAAGAGUCAAACAGAACUCAACCCACGGAUCUCGCUGCGCUGCUUCAUGACUUGGAGCCUAAUUAUCUCUUGUCCGGCCUUCACCCUCAGUGAAUAGGUGGAUAUUACAUUUGGAGGAGUGAUGCGGUUCACCGAGUGUUUUCACUUUUACAAUCCAUAUUAACCAGUGCACAGAUAAAUCGUUCCCUGUACAGCUCAUGUAGACUAGAUACAGCUAACCUUACAAAAGCGUCUUUGGCUUAAUCGACCAUAAACUGGUUUCAUUUUUAGCCCCU